Molecule: messenger RNA, 1527 nt
Organism: Mya arenaria
Lineage: Eukaryota; Metazoa; Mollusca; Bivalvia; Myida; Myidae
Product: neuronal acetylcholine receptor subunit alpha-6-like
Exons: 6
Coding region: 147-1400 (417 amino acids)
Biological process (GO): monoatomic ion transmembrane transport; chemical synaptic transmission; signal transduction
Cellular component (GO): membrane; neuron projection; synapse
Molecular function (GO): extracellular ligand-gated monoatomic ion channel activity; transmembrane signaling receptor activity; neurotransmitter receptor activity
Source: RefSeq, a predicted model, not a curated record
AGGAAAUGUCCAAUAAUUAGCAAACCUGAAUACUAUGUCGGUGCGGUAAUUUGCAGAAACAAGAAGUGUCGCACAAUUGAAAUGGAAUAAAUCGGAACACGUGUUACUUUUAUCACAGUCGGAGAAGAAUCUUUAUAUCUUCAAACAUGACCAAUACGGCGAACUCUUUGACGACCAUUCUGACGAUUGCAAAUCUGAUGACGUUAUGUCAGUGUCAGGACGGAAAUGACGCUAAGGGGUUGCGCACGAAGCUUUUUACUACCAAUGCAUAUGACCACAGGAUUCGGCCUACAAAUGACCAGUCCGCUGCCAUAGAUGUGUAUAUCGAAUUUUACCUUCUGGCCAUUAACGAGUUGAGCGAGACCACCGAAACGCUCAAAACCACAGGAUUCUUGUCGGUGAAUUGGAAAGACGCAUUCCUACAGUGGACCCCGAGUGAUCAUGGAGGCAUCGACCUCUACCAUUGGCUCCAGAACGAGGUUUGGAAACCGGACAUUGCGCUGAAAAACUCGUAUCUGGAUUACAAAUCGCUUGGAGUGAAUGAGCUUAACAUUGAGAACUUUCAUGAUGGUAGCAUGAAUUGGUACCCGUUUCAGGUUUUUCAGACAACAUGUUCCAUGGACAUAACGUACUUCCCUUUCGACAGGCAGACUUGCAACUUGCAGUUCCAGGCAUGGAGUUACACUAAAGACCAGGUGAAUAUGCUGAGCGGGGCAAAAGGUAUCGAGCUGUGGAAUUUCCAGGAGAACUCCGCCUGGAGUGUUGUUAACACGAGUUGGACCGUCGACGUCGAAACAUACGAGGCCACGAUAAGCUUUACGCUAACAAUAGAACGUAAACCUCUGUACUUUAUCCUGUCGGUUAUUCUACCUAUAACCAUGCUGGCCAUCUUGAAUAUUUGCGUGUUCUUGCUGCCGUGCGAGAGUGGAGAAAAGGCCAGCUACGCAAUGACGGUGUUUCUCGCGUUCGCUGUAUUUUUGACGAUCGUGUCCUCCACUCUGCCGCAGAAUUCCGACUCAGUCGCGAUAAUUUCAGUGUUUCUCAUAGUUCAGACAGUCACUAGUACUUUGAUAACAUUCAUUGCCCUAGGUAUGUUGCGACUAAAUAGCUUCGGGGAGGAGGUGAAGGUUCCUCGGUGGUUUGCUUCAGUUAUGCGAGUUUUUAAGUGUCGUACCUGUCGGCGAACUAGUGUUGAAGUUGCGCCAAUCGAAUGCCCUAACGAAGAGGUGAAAACAGGCUUUGAUAAGAAAGUUUUACAUAACAAUGAUCAGGAACUAGUUGAACCAGAGUUUACCUGGAAAGAAGUUGUAAACUUUCUAGAUGUGGUAUUGUUUGUGUUUUUUACAAGUGUUUUGUUACUAUCUGCCGUUAUCACUUUUACAUUGGCGUCAAGUAACUAGAUCACAACAACCAAAUUCACAAAGUAGACUAGCGAUUAUUCGAUGACUUACUCGAAAGCUCGAGAUAUCCAACGUUUCGAAAAAUCGCCAGUCUGAUGGAAUAUCCAAUUAUGAAGGUGUUUACGAA